Molecule: messenger RNA, 2587 nt
Organism: Echinops telfairi (small Madagascar hedgehog)
Lineage: Eukaryota; Metazoa; Chordata; Mammalia; Afrosoricida; Tenrecidae
Gene: ITM2A
Product: integral membrane protein 2A
Exons: 6
Coding region: 147-938 (263 amino acids)
Biological process (GO): negative regulation of amyloid precursor protein biosynthetic process
Cellular component (GO): Golgi apparatus; extracellular exosome; plasma membrane
Molecular function (GO): amyloid-beta binding
Source: RefSeq, a predicted model, not a curated record
UUCCCAGCCCAGGGUUUGCAGCAGCAUAAGGCAGACAGCAGGGGAAAGUCGGUGUUGCCAGAGCAAGCACAACCUCUUCCUCUUCCAACUUGCAGAUUCAGACGCUGAUUCCAGGGGCGCCGUGCAGCGCAGCCUGAAGGUUCACCAUGGUGAAACUCGCCUUCAACACCCCCACCGCCUUGCAGAAGGAGGAGGCGCGACCAGAUGUGGAAGCCCUUGUGAGCCGCACAGUCAGAACUCAGAUGCUGACCAGCAAGGAAGUCCGUGUUGCCACCCAGGAAAAAGAGAGCUCUUCUGGGAGAUGCAUGCUUACACUCUUAGGCCUUUCAUUCAUCUUGGCAGGACUUAUUGUUGGAGGAGCUUGCAUUUACAAGUACUUCAUGCCCAAGAGUACUAUCUAUCAUGGAGAAAUGUGCUUCUUCGAUUCUGAUGAUCCUGUGAAUGCUCUUGCUGGAGGAGAGCCCUACUUCCUGCCUGUGACUGAGGACGCAGAUAUUCGUGAGGAUGACAACAUUGCAAUCAUUGAGGUGCCUGCUCCUAGUUUUUCUGAUAGUGACCCUGCAGUGAUUAUUCAUGACUUUGAAAAGGGAAUGACUGCUUAUCUGGACUUGUUGCUGGGUAACUGCUUUCUGAUGCCUCUCAAUACCUCCAUUGUUAUGCCUCCAAAGAAUCUGGUGGAGCUCUUUGGAAAACUGUCAAUUGGGAAAUACUUGCCUCGUACCUAUGUGGUUCGUGAAGACCUGGUUGCUGUAGAAGAGAUUCGUGAUGUUAGUAAUCUAGGUAUCUUUAUUUACCAACUUUGCAACAAGCGUAAAGCCUUUCGCCUUCAUCGCAGAGACCUUUUGCUAGGUUUCAACAAGCGUGCCAUUGAUAAGUGCUGGAAGAUUAGACACUUCCCCAAUGAAUUUGUUGUUGAGACCAAGAUUUGCCAAGAAUAAGAGGUCGCAGAUUAAGAAUUUUUACAGGAUUAAGAAGUCAGCUAUUUGAAAUGUGACUUCAACAUUUAAGUGUAUGGGAUAUUCAUGAUAUUUACUCAUGCAUUUACUGUAAUAGCAAGGGUAAGUAAAAAAAAAUACUGCUAUUAGGACUCCAGUUCAUACAUACAUGGGUUUUUCAAAACAAUGUGCUUAAACGUGUCUCUGUGAUCAGUAAGUUUUCUCAUUAACACCCUUGUCUUAAUUUCAUUAGGGUGUCUUUAAAAGGAUACAUUUUUGUGCCAUGGGGAGAAAAUAGCCUCGAGGUCAUGGGUAAUAUCAGAUUUUUAACAUAAGUCAAAUGGCCAUCUUCCUAAAUCAUUGGAUUUUAGAACACAUUUAUGGGAAUGUUGCCCUGCACAAAACAAUCAUUUUUAGAAAGUUCAAGUAUAUUAAAGAAGGUGAGGAAGAGUGAUUUGUUGUACAUAGGGUUGCUAUGAGUCAGAACUGACUUGAUAGCACCUAACAACACCAAUAAAAGAGAAGACUUCAAAGGGGAAUUCAAGAAAGUGAAGUCAUGUUGGAAGAUUAUGAUGACUAUUUGGGAAAAUUCCAAAUGACUCAUAUUUCUAGAUUUUCUUGAUGGAUACAGGAUGAUCAUGAGGACAUAUUAUGAAAAACUUAAGUGAAUUGAAAACUACAUUGGUGAGAAAAAGGUCAAAAAAUUGGGCCAAGGAGGUUUUUGUUUUGUCCCCCCCACCCCAAUUAUAACAAUGCGGCAACUUUUUCUUUGAAAGUAUCAAGGCUGUACUCUGACAAUUUCAUUGAGAAACCUUACUCUAUCCACCUUAUAGUCUUCAUCUUUCCCCUUAGUAUUUCAUUUUGCUCCCCCAAACUCAAAGAACAUUAAAAAAUAAUAAUAUUUGAGUCCCUCAAAGGUGCCCAAACUGCCAUUUUGAUGUUGUCUGCAUCAAUGAUCACAGAUUUCUUUUGAGAAAUGUUAGGAUACGGAAGGACUGCCAUUCAGAAGUCAAUAGACCUAACUAAGGGAUGUGAUGAAAAGUAAUAGCUUGACAUUUUGAUUGUUUUGUUUAAUAAAAGUUUCUAUGACUUUAUGCCAAUGCUUUUUGGCUCUUCACACACACACAUACUAACAAUUCUUGUGAAUUCUUACUUUAAUUGGCACUGCGUAUUGUUUAAAUGGACUGAUUCUUAUUGUUCAUCUUCUAAAUUUAUCGGGUUUCGAUUUUUGACAUCAACACGAAUAAAGCAGAUAACAUCCUGAAAAGUAAAUCACAUCAUUUUUCUCUUAAGUAUUAUAGAGUAGACUGUUUUUUCCAUUGAAAACAGAUAACCUUUUUUUCUUCUACUUUGAGUGCAGUAUGUAAAAUGUCAACAUUGUUGUGAGUUUUGUUUUUUAUUUUGUUCUACUUUUCUGGAUUUAGAAGUUAUGUCUUUACAUUUUUGUUAGGUACUCUGUACUUACAUGUGAACUUAUACAUCUGACUUAUAUGUGAACAGUUCUCAUGAGGGAGACAUUUUCACUAAUGCAGUGAUGCUUUCUCACUGAUAUCUGUAUUGUGAAACCCAUAAAACUAUGCAAGUACUGAAUAUUAUAAGGAACUUAGGUUGUAUGAACUCUCCAGCCCUAUAAUAAAUUUUGUCAUAUUCAA